CUCACACCACAGAGCAUUGAUUUCGGAGAGGAGGGAAAUUGAGAACCGCAAGCUUAAAUACCGCACUCUCUGUGCCGGCCUCAAACGGAGAGCAGCGGCUGCGAUUCAACGCCCCGUACUCUCUCUCCUCAAAAUCUCUAUACAUAUAGAGAGAGAAAGAGAUAGAUAGAGAUAGAGAGAGAGAGAGAGGUGUAAAAUCGCAGGAGGUGAAGGAACUCGAAGAACCUUUCUUCAGGUUAGUGAACAAUGGGUGCAGGUGGCCGAAUGUCUGUUCCUCCUGAGGGAAAGAAGUCAGACCGUGAUGUCAUCCGGCGAGUUCCUUACUCAAAACCUCCAUUCACAGUUGGCGAGAUCAAGAAGGCCAUACCACCCCAUUGUUUUCGUCGAUCUGUUCUCCACUCAUUCUCCUACGUUGUUUAUGACUUGAUCAUAGCCUUCCUGUUCUACUAUCUCGCCACCAAUUACAUCCACCUCCUUCCUCAACGUCUCUCGUACCUUGCCUGGCUGGUUUACUGGAUCUGUCAAGGUUGUGUCCUAACCGGUGUUUGGGUCGUAGCCCAUGAGUGUGGCCAUCAUGCCUUCAGUGACUACCAAUGGCUUGAUGACACAGUCGGUCUCGUCCUUCACUCUGCUCUCCUUGUUCCUUACUUCUCUUGGAAAUACAGCCAUCGCCGCCACCAUUCCAACACAGCUUCUCUAGAGCGCGAUGAGGUGUUUGUUCCCAAACUCAAGUCCAGCAUUGGAUGGUAUUCCAAAUAUCUUAACAACCCACCUGGCCGAAUUCUCACAGUCAUCAUCACACUGACUCUAGGCUGGCCGCUAUACCUAAUGUUCAACGUUUCAGGCCGACAUUAUGAUCGUUUUGCAUGCCACUAUGACCCUUAUGGCCCUAUUUACUCAGAUCGCGAGCGCCUUCAAAUCUACCUCUCUGAUGCUGGUGUUCUUGGAGUUAGUUAUGUGCUUUAUCGGUUUGCACUAGUAAAAGGACUAGCUUGGGUACUCUGUCUUUAUGGCGGUCCUCUUCUCAUCGUGAAUGGGUUUCUUGUGCUGAUCACGUGGCUGCAGCACACUCACCCUGCAUUGCCACACUACGAUUCAUCUGAGUGGGACUGGUUGAGAGGAGCUCUAGCCACAUGUGACAGAGAUUAUGGAAUUCUAAACAAGGUAUUCCAUAAUAUCACUGAUACUCAUGUAGCCCACCAUUUGUUCUCAACAAUGCCACAUUACCAUGCAAUGGAAGCCACAAAAGCAAUAAAGCCGAUUUUGGGAGAUUAUUAUCAGUGUGAUGGGACUCCGGUUUUGAGGGCAAUAUGGAGGGAAGCAAAGGAGUGCAUUUAUGUUGAGAAUGACGAAAGUGACCAAACCAAAGGUGUUUUCUGGUACAAAAACAAGCUUUGAAUGGCGGAAGAAAUUGCAGGCGGGGAAGUUUUGGUUUCUUGUUAGGGACUAAACUCCCAUUUCCUGGUAAAAGUUAGGUUGUUUUUGUUGUUUUUGUACUGAAUCUCUAAUUUUAGAUUAAUUAUUUUUGUUGUUCACUACAUGCUUGGAACAUUGCAAACUGGUGAAGUUUGAAGGACCUGUGUUGGGUUUUGAUUUUUUGAUAUUUUCAAAUGUCGGUAUCAAUUUCACUGAAUUUCACGGAAUUGUAAUGUGAAAAGGUUGUUUAAAGAAUAAAUUUUAUUGGCCACAGGAUUGCACAUUAAAUAAAUAGUAUCACUAUCACA
Messenger RNA from Camellia sinensis, 1724 nucleotides. NCBI's taxonomy places the organism in Eukaryota, Viridiplantae, Streptophyta, Magnoliopsida, Ericales, Theaceae. The record is from RefSeq and is a predicted model, not a curated record.